AUGAUUCACAUUCCCAGCGGCAAAGGCCGUUUCGUUAUCCUCGCUCUGCUCGUAUUCGCCAUCUCUUCGUUCUUUCUCCUUGGACCCUACAAUGUACAUCCAGGCUACACGUCGCCAUUAGGGCAGGCAGAUCAACAGGAGAAAAGCCCCGCUGGUGGGGCUAUACUCACAGGUCAUGCGAUUGCGCCCAAGCUUAGUAACGCGACGGCAAAAGCUGAGCUUGGACGCGCGGCCUGGAAAGUCCUCCACACGACGUUUGGUCGCUUCCCCGAGAAGCCCACAGCAGAAGAACAGGAAGCCCUGCGGUCAUAUGUGCACCUGUUUCAGCGAUUGUACCCUUGCGGAGAUUGUGCUGAGCACUUUGGUCAAGUCCUUAGUAAAUAUCCUCCCCAGGUGUCGUCACGAUCGGCAGCAGCGAUGUGGGGCUGCUUUGUCCACAACAUCGUCAACAAGAGACUGAAGAAGCCCGAGUUCAACUGCGAGGAGAUCGGUGAUGCAUACGACUGCGGAUGCGGAGACGAGAAGCCGGAAGGAUCAGAUCACAAGGAAGCUGCAUGA
Molecule: messenger RNA, 558 nt
Organism: Dothidotthia symphoricarpi CBS 119687
Lineage: Eukaryota; Fungi; Ascomycota; Dothideomycetes; Pleosporales; Dothidotthiaceae
Exons: 3
Coding region: 1-558 (185 amino acids)
Cellular component (GO): mitochondrion
Molecular function (GO): flavin adenine dinucleotide binding; flavin-dependent sulfhydryl oxidase activity
Source: RefSeq, a predicted model, not a curated record